Molecule: messenger RNA, 651 nt
Organism: Malania oleifera
Lineage: Eukaryota; Viridiplantae; Streptophyta; Magnoliopsida; Santalales; Ximeniaceae
Exons: 3
Coding region: 1-651 (216 amino acids)
Source: RefSeq, a predicted model, not a curated record
AUGGACCCGGGAAGUAGCGGCACGAAUGCUAGGGAGGAUAGGUCAGGACCUUCCAGUAUUGGUGGAGGAGAUACAGAUGCUGUGCUGUGCAACGUCACUCAACAGGUACAAUCAAGUGAAGGUCAAGGAAGAGGAUGUUCUGAAGACAGCGUUCCAAACUUGGAGCCCGAGGAGCACAAGGAUCACUUGAGAAUAGUUCUUCAGGUGCUAAGAGAAAGGAAGUUGUAUGCCAAAUUUAAGAAGUGUGAAUUCAUGUUAGAACAUGUCACAUUCCUCGGGCAUGUGAUAUCUAGGGGUGGUAUUUCUAUGGAUCUGAGCAAGAUAAAGGCAAUAGUGGACUGGGUGAGGCCAAAAAAUGUUCACGAGAUUAGGAGUUUCUUGGGAUUGAUAGGGUACUAUUGCCGAUUUGUAGAGGGAUUUUCUAAACUGUCGGGCCCUUUGACAAGAUUUACCAGAAAGAAUGUAAAAUAUAAAUGGACAAAAGAGUGCGAACAGAGCUUCCAGGAAUUAAAGCAGCGACUGAUCACUGCACUGGUACUGACAAUUCCUUCGGGAGAAGGGUAUUUCGUAAUCUAUAGUGAUGCGUCUCCAAAGGGGCUCAGAUGUGUGCUAAUGCAACAGGGGAAAGUUGUAGCUUAUACUUCUUGGUAG